AUGGUUCGAGCAAUAAUCAUCGCCGCUUUGGCCACCGCAUCGACGGUCUUUGCUUCAAGUGCCACAACCUGCUCUCUUACUCAGAAAUGCCCUUCGGAUACACCAUGCUGUUCGCAAUAUGGCGAAUGCGGUGUUGGAGCAUACUGCCUGGGAGGCUGUGAUCCUCGAAUGUCUUUUGGACUCGACUCUUGCGUAGCUGCGCCUGUCUGCGAGAGCAAAACAUACAACUUUAAUAACCUGGAUCGAGUCAUGUCGAACACAAAGUACCUCGGGGAUUCGUCAAAGACUGACUGGGUCGCGGAUGGCAAUCCACAAUUAUACAACAAUAACUUGCUGUUGACAAUGGCACCUGAUAGUGUGGGAACUCUGCUUGCAAGUUCUACAUAUAUGUGGUAUGGAAACGUGAAGGCUACGUUUAAGACUAGCAGAGGGCAAGGUGUUGUCACUGCUUUCAUUCUGCUCUCGGAUGUCAAGGACGAAAUCGAUUACGAAUUCGUUGGAGCGGAUUUGGAGACGGCGCAAACCAAUUAUUAUUUCCAAGGCAUUCCGCAAUACACUCACGGCGCAAAUAUCUCGCUUUCGGAUACAUUCAACAACUACCAUACAUACGAAAUUGACUGGACGCCUGACCAGAUUACAUGGAAGGUAGAUUCACAGGAAGGCCGGACUUUGAAGAGGGCCGAUACUUGGAACGCAAGCACGAACCAAUGGAUGUACCCCCAGACUCCUGCUCGUGUUCAGUUGUCCCUCUGGCCUGGUGGUCUGGCAUCGAACGGACAGGGUACAAUCGACUGGGCUGGUGGUCUGGUUGAUUGGAACGCGGCCGAUAUCAAGAACAACGGUUAUUACUAUGCGACAUUCCAGUCCGUUACCGUCGACUGCUUCAACGCCACAUCUGCACCAGGAACUAACGACGAGACUUCUUACACAUACAACAGCCUUGCGGGUACUAAUGAUACCGUAGUUGAUGGCAAGAACUCGACGAUAAUCAAGUCACUCAUUGGAACGGGUACCGAUCCGGAUGCAGGAGCUGCAUCUGGCAGCAGCAGCAGCAGCAGCUCUUCUGCAACUGCCACUGUCGAGACCGUCCCAGGUCGUUCCGGUGGGAACACAGGUUCUGACAACCACGAUGACAGCAGCAGCAGUAGCACUGCUUCAUCCGCAAGCACCGCUACCAUCUCAUCUGAUACAAGCGCUAGCACUUCUACAGGCAGCAGCAACGGUCAAUUUUCCCAAGGCGGCGGCUCGUCAUCUUCGAGUUCAUCGAGCUCUAAGAGCGGUGCUGAUAAGCUUGGUGCUACCCAAGAAAAGGUGCUUAAGGGAAGCGUGUUCGCUGUGAUUAUUGCAGUUGUAGCCAUGAUGGCCCUGUAG
This is a messenger RNA of Lachnellula hyalina, 1371 nucleotides long. RefSeq names its product putative glycosidase (gene crf2). The coding region runs from base 1 to 1371 and encodes 456 amino acids. Gene Ontology annotation, molecular function: glycosyltransferase activity; hydrolase activity, hydrolyzing O-glycosyl compounds. NCBI's taxonomy places the organism in Eukaryota, Fungi, Ascomycota, Leotiomycetes, Helotiales, Lachnaceae. The transcript has 3 exons. Gene Ontology annotation, biological process: fungal-type cell wall organization; carbohydrate metabolic process. Gene Ontology annotation, cellular component: fungal-type cell wall. The record is from RefSeq and is a predicted model, not a curated record.